AAUUUGAAGUUUGAACAGCUGUGCAGGCUGUGCUUUAGCUUCUGUUUUUUUUUGAGUUUCAAGUUUCAAUUUUGUCUGGAACAAGUCAGUGAAGUCCUGAAAUGAAUUUUGAUAAUAAUAAUUGAUAUAUAUUUAUUCCCAAAGCUCAUUUUUCGAGAGUGAUAUAAGUGAAACAAAGAUAUCAGAAUGAAGUAUUACAUUUGCUUCCUAGUUUUGCUAUGGACAGUCACUAUUUCCAAUUCCCAAUCUUACGAGGACAAAAGAUGCAAAUGUAUCUGUCCAAGCAUAGCAUCAGUAACCAACAAAACGGACACAAUGAACCAAACCUCUAGGAUUCUAUAUAUCACUAAUGUACCUCCAAAUAAAUGCAAUUGUGAUGGUGUGAUUCUACCAAGGAUAGGCCAGUACAUUAUAGGAAAAGAGCAAGAAUUCUGUCCUAGAUGUGAAUGCAAGUAUGAAAACAGAAACACAACCAUCAUCAAAGUUGUAGUUAUAAUUGUCAUCUGGGUCAUAUCCAUUCUGGUAAUUUACAUGGCUUUUUUGAUCAUCCUGGAUCCUCUGUUGAACAAGAGGAUUAAAGGGAACUACCAGGAGCACACAAAUGAAGAGGAUGAGAUGUCUCCUGGUCCAAUGUCUCAUAAUAUGAGUGUGAGAGGCAAUGUCCUCAAUAGGGUGGGACAUCAGCAAGAUAAGUGGAAGAGACAAGUCAAAGAGCAACGUAGAAAUAUCUAUGAUCGGCAUACUAUGUUAAAUUAGGGGGGUGGAAAAAUGGGAUUGUUUUAGAGUAGCUAUUUUCUUGAAUGUUUGAGUGAUUUGGCAAAAAGGGGGGAUAGUCUUGAAUUGUUUUGGAUCUAUUUUAUUCUCAAUGAUCAUGCUUGUAUUUAUUUCUAGUGUAUAAUUUUGUAAAUAGAUAUUUAGUUAGUUCUAAGAGUUCAUAUAGGUUGCAUUGCUUUGGUAUCCACUACUGCAUAAGCUUUGAUUAUAAUUAUUAUAGUGUAUUCCAGGUAACAAUAUGAAUUCA
Phaedon cochleariae (mustard beetle) is the source of this 1021-nucleotide messenger RNA. The record is from the annotation of a GenBank genome assembly. Lineage: Eukaryota; Metazoa; Arthropoda; Insecta; Coleoptera; Chrysomelidae.